AAAAUCUGUAUUAACAUGAUACAAUUGGCAGUGGCUUUCUUGGCCAGCAACUAAAUAAGUAUGUUUUUUAUCAGGCGAACUUGAAACUGAACAGUUCAUUACUACGUUAGGUCCUGUUUCAUGUCUAGUUACUUCUUCAACAUGGAACUUUUUGCCAUCAUGUGAUAAUUCAAAUAUUUCCUUUAGAAAUGAGUCAAUAUUAAUAAGAACACUUUACUAUAAAUUGAUAUAGGUCAGGAAUACCUGGCAUGCAUUUGAAAAUAUUAUAACUACUUACAAAGCCAUUUGCGACCCCUGUUUUUGAAGAACCUCCGCCACCUCCAACUAAAACAUGUCUAUUUGUGAGCAUUUGUAAUGUAAACAACGGGAAAUUGAUACGAGCCAACACAUCGUCGAUAUUUCUUCGAUGUGGGGCCAUUUUUCUUAAUUUUCCUUCACUUUUUGACGAAAAAUUUUCGUAAACUUGAAAAGCUCCACGUAGAUAACCUCAAAAAUUGAAAAUGACAAUCAACAAAAUUUAAAAUUUAUCAACAGAAAAUAAGGUCAAGGUCAUGAGUGGACACUUGGGGUAUGUUCGAAAAUCACUGGCCGAUACCUAACGUGCACCCCGGUGCACCCGAAGAUACUCCAAUGAAAAAUACAAGAUUAUUAUUAUGUUCUAUAACUGUCUGGGUCUGGAGUAGUAUGCGUGGUUAAAAAUAAAGUCUGAACCUUAUUGGAAUUAUGGUUCUUAAUUCAGAAAUUCCGGUGUUCGGAUUGAAAUCACAAUCGAUUCAAGAACUGACAAAGCAAAAUAGUUGUAUUCCUUUCAAGAGUUUGAAACGUCUAUGGUUUGAAACACUCGAGCUACUCGCUCCGAGGUGAGUUUGGAAUGGUAGAAAGUGUCGACACUUUUUACACUAUUGACAAUAUGGCGUUCGUUAAUUGGUAGGAGUAAGUUUGGUGUACACUUUAUGUGCGUUUGAAAAUAAGGUGGUGUCCGAAUGGUGUGAAGAUAGUGGGACACCGUUUACCCGGUACAAAAUGAUGGUGUAUUUGGUGUUACACCGUCGAUUACACCUUUGUCACGUGAUAUAACACUGCACUACACGAACACCGCACUAACACUGCACUGAAAUCCUAUUCCGAACUCAACUCCGGUAUUUAGUAGCCCCCGAUUUGCGGGGAACAGAUUUGUGGUGCAAGAAACACUUUUCGAAAGGAAUAGGUGCGUGAAGCCCCGGAGCUGUUCCGGAGCUCCUCCUAGAUGUGAAAGGAAUACAACUUAAGAGUUCAGUUCUAUAAUAGUUCUAUAACAAACUGUAAACUACGCAGAAGUGUAUCCGCGUUGCUCGUGGAAUACUAAUAAUUGAUGAAAAUAGUGGAUCGUAUCGAGUAUAUUUCGGAACGCACCCCAAUAUCGAGCCAAAUUGCGCUGAUGCCGGAUGUCACGCAAGGUAAGCGGUGCAUAUGCAAAACGUAGAAAAACGUCAAAAGGUGUGUUUAUGAUGUAUGUGUCAUCAGUGUUUCUAAACAAUUUAACAAGAAUUUUUAUGUUUUCCUUUCCUUUACAAAAUCGCCUUUAUUCAUCCGGAAUUGUUGCUGACGUGCGAAUUAAACUAAUUAAAUACAGUCUAAGAUUCGAUAAGAUAGAAGAGAUUAGGGGGACAAUGUUUGGCUUGUAUUAUAAAAACAUACUAUGUUUACCAAACAUGUUUCUAGUGUAAGGUAAUAAGAACAUUGAUAAAUCCAACAAAAUGGGCUCACGAGAUUGCCGAUAUGGUAUUUUUAUUCGCAAUGCUAUGCUCAAAGAUACCAGCAAGACUCAGAACGCCAGAACGGUAUUUAUGGGGCAAAUAUGUAUCAUUGAGGGCAUCUUGAAACAUGGUAUCUUACAAGUACGCCUACUGAAAGAAGGAGACACUUGGGAAUCCAUGAUGUUCAUAACAACAUGCGAAAAUAUCGUUAGCGUAAUACAUGAAAAACUUUGGCAAUAUAUGGCUGCUAUAUCUUCCCCACAAGACAGGGUCAAGUUUGCAAAAAACAAGUACUUAUGUGAGAGGCUCAGCUUGGUCUGUAAAGACAUGGUUGUAGGCUUCACAGACUCCAACGAUGUUAAACUGGGAAAAGUUAAAUACAUGGGUCAUAUUAAAGGGAUUGGAUAUGGUUUUGGACUUGAAUUACAUGAGAAGCGAGCCUCUAACAAAUGUAACGGUUAUUGCGCCGGUAUCCAGUACUUUCAGUGUCUUCCAGGUCGUGGAUUGUUCACAACCAUAGAGAAAAUUCAACCAACUUUUACUAGUAAAGAACCGGAUAGGCCUAUUAUUGAUAAAUCACCUCCACAAAACCAUCUCACUGACUUGGACGUUUUGAUUAAAGAAAACAUGACUGAUUUGUUUACUAGAAAUAAAAGUUUAGAUAAGCCUCCCAGAGAGGAAAUAGUAACAAAAUAUGGUGAGUACUCAGAAAAAUUAUCCACUCUAGCUAAGAGCACUCAACUGAAUCAUAACAUGAGAAAUUCAGUAUCUUUGCAAAAUAUUCUCGAGGUAGACGGAGGCAGCAUCAACACCAACAAUGAUUUUGAUCAGAACACUAUUAUUCAGCCUGAUAGAAGUCAUCUAAUGAAUACUGAAAAAAUAAAGAACAAGUCAGAAGUGGAUUUACAUGAUCUUAUCGGCCAUCCUUGGGGUAAUUCAGAUGCUACUAAAGCAGAAAGUUACACAAACUUAAGGAAAAGUUUGGACAGAAAUGAUAAUAUUAAAGAAAAAUAUAGCCCACUACUGAAUAGAAACAGUACAAUAAGUUCCAAUGGUACCUUAAGUAAGAGCCCAAGAAUUAAAAGCAUAAUCCCCAUAAAUCAUUUGUUAGAAGGUACUGGUACAAUGAAAAAGAGCAAAUUUUAUACAUCAGAUGCAUCGUAUAUUGAGAAUAAUCUUGAAAAGACUGGUAGCAAAGUCAAUUCCAGGAAGAUAGAGAACGGCAAAAAAUAUCUUGAACCUUACAUUGCACCCAAAGAAACUAACCACGGGAAACCCACAGCUACCUUCUAUGUUCUAGAAAAAGAUAAAUAUAAGGAUCCUGCUCCUGGAACAACUAACGAUUUAGUUGUUGGAAGCUUGGUCGAGGUCGAGACUGAUGUUACAGAACAACCCCUUUACGGUGUUAUCCGGUGGAUUGGCUUCAACACUGAAACGAACUUCAUCUUGGUGGGCAUUGAGCUCGAGGAAGAAGUCCCAGCUGAUCUUCCUCUCACCCUCACUGAUGGUACGCACAAUGGCGAGCGUUUCUUCAAAUGUUUCACCGAUCGGGCCUUUUUUGUACCCUUGGAUAGGUGCCGGAAAGACCCCAGGUUCCAAGAUGGUGUGCCUACAACCCCGGUGCAUCAAGCGGUACCUAAUGAAGUGGUUGAAUGUCCUGUGAUUCCCGGAGCAGUAGCUCCUCUAUGUAUGCCUACGGAAGAAGAUGUACAAGCUGUUUGUGGAAAGUACCGAGGUAUUCAAGGGCACCACAAUUCGUGCUAUUUGGAUGUGACUUUGUUCUCUAUGUUUACAUAUUCAGCAGUUUUUGAUAGUCUAAUAUUUAGGCCCAAAAAUCAAGCUGAUAUUCCCGAUUAUGAAGAAGUUCAAAGGGUCUUGAGGGAGGAAAUAGUAAAUCCUCUUAGAAAAAACUUGUUUGUGAGUGCCGAUAAUGUUAUGAAACUAAGGAGAUUGUUGGACAGGCUAAGUUCGGUUUCUGGUUUAACUAGUGAAGAAAAGGAUCCAGAAGAGUUUUUAAAUUCGUUAUUAGCUCAAAUCCUGAAAGCCGAGCCAUUUUUAAAAUUAAAUUCAGGCCAAACGGCUUUCUAUUAUCAGUUAUUUGUCGAAAAAGACGCAGAAUUAAGCCUUCCAACGGUACAGCAACUUUUCGAGCAAAGCUUCUUAACGAGUAAUAUAAAAUUAAACGAAGUGCCAUCCUGCCUGAUCAUACAAAUGCCUAGGUUUGGAAAAAACUUUAAAAUGUAUCCUAGAAUUCUUCCUUCACAAUUGUUGGACGUCACUGACGUUAUUGAAGGAUCUCCUCGUCAAUGUAUCGUGUGUGGAAAAUUAGCGGAAUGGGAAUGCAAAGAAUGUUUUGCAGAGUGUUCGUCCGCGGCUGGGUUAGAGAGUACGGCUUUUUGUACCACUUGCCUUUUGACGGCGCACAAGCACGAAAGAAGGCAGAGGCACACGCCCGGAAAACUGAUGGUGAAUGAGGACUUUUUGGCUGUGCAGGAGCAUUAUAAGCCUCCGAGAUUAUUUAUGGAACUUUUUGCUGUGAUUUGUAUAGAAACUUCUCAUUAUGUAGCGUUUGUUAAGUGUGGUGUGGGUCACGAGGCACCUUGGUGUUUUUUUGAUUCUAUGGCUGAUAGGAAAGGUGAAAGAGAUGGUUACAAUAUUCCUGAAAUGGUAGCCUGUCCUGAUAUUUCGCAAUGGCUUUCAAAUGAAAUUGCUUGCAGGCAAUUACAUGAAGAAUUCCCAGUAGAUAGACAUUUGCCGGAACAUGCGAGAAGAUUACUUUGCGAUGCCUACAUAUGCAUGUAUCAGAGCCCUGACGGUAUGAUGUACAGAUAAACUACGGACUAAUUAAGCUAUUGGAUGUAUUAUACUAGUGAUAAUAAGAUUGAAGGCGUAGAGGUUAAUGGAAUUAUUUGCAAAACAGUUAAAAUUCUACAUAAACCUCAAUAAACAUCAAAAAGUGACUGACUAUUCCUAUUACAGUUGUUCAUAAAUUAUAUCCGGGAAGAUUUUCUAAUAAUACGAGUGAGAGAACGAAUUUGUACAGGGUAUCCUACUCAACAAUAACUUAAGUAACCUCAAAAGUAGAAUCAAGUCAAGUGUUUAGUUCUUAUUUCAAGUAGAUUUUUCUCUUCUUUUUUUGUUUAAUAAAAUUUGAGAAGAGACACAACAAACAUGACAAUUGAAUAGUAUUUAUUGUUUUCUAGAUGAAAUAACUAUUUAUUAAAAUCAUUACCUCUACUAAAUAAAAGUACAUAUUACUAAUUAUAGUAAAUUUUAAAAACACAAAACUAAUAUAGAAAAUUAUCUCUGUUGAAAAGUGUAAGUAUGUACUUGAAUUUUUUUCCAAAUUGAAAUUUUAAAGCGCCUAAAUGGGACGCCCUGUAUAUCAUGCAAUUUAGCUUUAGUACCGUUUAACGAUAUUGUGAUUUCUAUUUUUUAAGUGUAUUGGAACAUUAUCUUCGCUAUUAAUUAUUUUUUUUCUAAAGUAGAAAUAUGUAUUUCUUUGUAAUUUGCUCAGAAAUGGAGUUUUUCUCAUUUGGACUAUUUACCAUAGAUAGGAAAAUCCAAUACUGAGCAUUUUAUCAUAUUUAUGUAAAAAAAAUGCAAGACAAAAUUGGCUCAAAUUAUAAAGUGUUAAAAAAUGUAAAAUAAUGAUAAACAUUUUUACAGCAGAAAUUAAGUAUAACAAUGAAUAAUAACAUAUAGUGUUUAUAUAAUUUUGUUUUGCAUUAUAACAGUAACUGAUGAUUCCUUCAUAAAUUAAAACUUUGUACAUACAUACAUACUAUUUUUCACCAUAAAAUGCCUAGUAUUGCUAUUUUUUUGGCAUGUUAUUUUUGUUAGGAUGGAAGCUUUCCUAUCAUUCAUCACAUUUCAAGAUAUUCUAUUAUUGAAAAUUAGGUAGGUAUUAUAUUUAUUUGUUGAGAAUAUGCAGUAUUUACGUUGUUUAGGGUCUUAAUAUAGAAUGUGACAGUUAAGUUUCAUAGCUUUAAGAAAAAAUUCAAGAGAAUUAAAUUGCUUCUUUAAUAU
Molecule: messenger RNA, 5765 nt
Organism: Ceutorhynchus assimilis (cabbage seed weevil)
Lineage: Eukaryota; Metazoa; Arthropoda; Insecta; Coleoptera; Curculionidae
Source: the annotation of a GenBank genome assembly